UAAUAUUUUUAUUAACUGCUUCAGUUCCCUUCCUUUAAGUUCUUAAUACGUUAUUAAUAUAACACAGCAUGAAUAAAAAAUAUGAUAAUCCAUUUUUUAAAAAACAAAUUCAAGAAUGCCAAACAGGUGACUUACGAAGGGAGCAGGGAAACCUAAAGGAGCCUCAUUUCUGUCUUCCUGGGACAAAAGGAUAAGUAAUUGACUGAAAUGUAACUACCAGGACAUAGACGCUCCUAGGAUGUAGAAGAAAGUUGUCCGUUCAAAGCCAGUGUCAAAAUACAAAAAAAAGAAAAUUAUCUUGCGGCAGAUAAUGAGAAAUAAUGCAGGAGAGGAAAGAGGAACUUUAAAGACUGUACGUGUAGGAUUUUCUUUUUCUCUAUCGGAGGAAAGAACAGCAAAAAGCGAAGAGUGGGAAAUGCUGGACUUAAAUUCCUUCCUUUAGGUUUAAGAACAAACAAGGAAAGCGAGAAGAAAAACAGAAUCAGCAGGAAGUUGUCCUGUAAGCAUUUAGUUCAGGGAUGUGCCAUUCUUAUUAAGAGCUAAAACCAAAUAAUUAGUGCACAAAAGUAGAAAGAAGACAAGCCGCCAUGGUGGAAGGAGCGCAGCGGGGCAGAGGAGCGCAGAAGCCUCACCAGACAACCGGGCCCCGUCCCCGUCCCCCGAAUUGUGCGGAAACCGCCACCGAGUCCAGGCGUCCCAUUUUACAGCGGAAGACACAAACUCUGAGACCCAAAUGACCUGCUCACGGUCACAGCACAAAGCCCGUGGGCCCUGUGUCUACAGUCACCAACUUCCAGGCUUGCGACUAAAGGGAGCCAAGGAGCGCGUGAGCUUCUGAGACCAGCUGGCUGAGGGACGCCGAAAAUCCCGCGCGGAGAAAGGCGGGAGAGCGCGACCGCUGCUACCAAGGCGGCGGCGCGGGCGCUCGGCCGGAACCCUUCCCUGCGCUGCCACCAGAUGGCGCGCUCGGCCCGCCGUUCGCGGCUAAGCCAGGGCGGGUGGGGAGGGAGUGGGGAGGAGGGCGUCGGUUGCCUUGGAAAUGCAGGGCGCGGCAGCGGCUGCGGUGGAGCCGGUAUAUUUCUUAAUAGCUAACCAGCACAAUGGAAAACGCAGGGAAAGCAAAUAAAAAGGAUACAAAUGAUGGGCCACCAAAAGAAAUUAAAUUGCCUACCAGUGAAGCACUUCUAGACUAUCAAUGUCAAAUAAAGGAAGAUGCAGUGGAGCGAUUCAUGUUUCAAAUAAAGACACUUAGGGAAAAGAACCAAAAAUAUCAUGAAAGAAAUAGACGCUUAAAAGAAGAACAGAUUUGGCACAUACGGCAUCUACUAAAGGAACUGAGUGAAGAGAAGGCAGAGGGAUUGCCAGUUGUAACAAGAGAGGAUGUUGAAGAAGCGAUGAAGGAAAAAUGGAAGUUUGAAAGAGACCAGGAAAAAAAUUUGAGAGAUAUGCGCAUGCAAAUAAGUAAUGCUGAGAAACUAUUUCUUGAGAAACUCAGUGAAAAGGAAUAUUGGGAGGAGUACAAGAAUGUAGGGAGUGAACGACAUGCUAAACUCAUUACCUCCUUACAAAAUGACAUCAACACAGUUAAAGAGAAUGCAGAGAAAAUGUCAGAACACUAUAAAAUCACUCUGGAAGAUGCCAGAAAGAAAAUAAUCAAAGAAACUUUGUUGCAACUGGACCAAAAGAAGGAAUGGGCCACACAGAAUGCUGUAAAGCUCAUUGACAAGGGCAGUUAUCUAGAGAUCUGGGAGAAUGACUGGCUCAAAAAAGAGGUUGCAAUUCACAGGAAGGAAGUUGAAGAAUUAAAAAAUGCUAUUUAUGAACUGGAAGCAGAAAAUUUGGUGCUUAUUGAUCAACUAUUCAACUGUAGACUUGCGGAUCUCAAAAUACCCAGGCGACUAUAUCUUACCCAAGCUGCUGGACUAGAAGUGCCACCUGAAGAAAUGCCUUUGGAAUUGCCAGAAACACAUAUAGAAGAGAAGUCAGAAUUGCAACCCACAGAAGUAGAAAGUAGAGACUUGAUGUCCUCAUCAGAUGAGAGCAGUACCUUACAUCUUAGUCAUGCAAACAGCAUCGAAGAUCUCCAGUAUGUGAAGAUAGAUAAAGAGGAAAACACAUGCACAGAGUUUGGGGACACUGAUAUGAAGUACUUACUAUAUGAGGAUGAGAAGGAUUUCAAGAAAAGCACUACAGAGAAUGAACAGCCAAUGAGCUUCAGCAAAUAUUACAUCACUAGUAUAUGCAACUUGUUCUGGACGACAAGAUCAAUUUAUAGGCAUCAGUUAUACUCAUGGUUGAGUAAUUUCCUAAUGCAUAUCUUGUUCCCAAAAACAAAUGUUCAAAGACAAUGGGAAGAGACAAAUGCAAGGAUGAUGGAAUUCGCAGGCAGCUACAGAUGGGAGGACAGAGCAGCAUGCCUGGGCUUGAGGUUUCAAAUAUCACCCAUGCAGAGACAAAUUAAGGUAUAACUAUUGGAAAGAUUCCCCCUCCUCCCUCUUCAGCGCAACCACGGACGGCCAAUCAAAAGCAGAAUGAUUUCAAGUAAAGUGAUCAUCAGUUACUGAGCUGGAGGGAGUCCAACAUCCACACUUAUCUCCAAGAUUAACUUGGUUUCUCUCUGAAGCAGAUUUUCUUUUUCACCUGAAGUUAAAACAACAGCAACAGCAAAUCCUACUUAUUGCAGAUAGACUGCAUCUAAAAUUAGAAGUUUCCUAUGAUAGCCCCACACCGAAAUACCUUCUUAAAUCACAUAUUUUCAUGAGAGUAGCAGUCUGAAGACCUGACAGACCCACAGUAAAAUGCCCCUGAAGAAUACAGAAGAGACAAAUCUAUUUUCAAUAUGUGAGCAUACUGCUAGACAAGUCCUAGAGGCUUAUAAACAAUGUUGAAAAGGAUUACUUUUCCUUGAGAAAAAGAGCUGAUUUUUUAUUAGAACUUCUGGUAGUCUCUUAAAUUGGUAAAACACAUACACGUCUCAUGUCUAUAAAAAUGUAGCCAAACUAAAACAUGACAGAGACCACCAUUAAGAAAACAAGACAACAUCCCUGGAAUAAGUUUCUUAUCAUCAAUAUCCGUAUCAAGCGGAUGAAAUCGUAGCCAGAGCUAGCUUGGCUGACUGCACAGCUCCAAGGAGUGGGACACCCAGCAGCCCGUGACCAUCCUACCCCUUCCUGGCAUCUAUUCCAAAGCACAGACACACCAUGCACUGGUGAGAAAGUAGUCACCCCAGAGAGUAAAUAAGAGAAGGAAAGGAAAUGUGCUUCAGUAGCCCAAUUACUGCUCAGGAAAAUCAAGAACAAAAUAGCAUGAAGAGGCAAUGGGUUCUUGGUAGGUGAGAAGUAGGAGAAUUUUAAAACUAUAAGAGCUGACUCGACUCUACUUAUUUCUGUGAGUAAAUUAAAGAACAUGAUGUAGGGUUGCUAAAGAACAUAAAAAGGCAAGGUUAAAGUACUAGAGGAUAAAAAAUUAAAAACAUAAACCAGCAACCAAAAGAUGGCUAUUCACAUAAAUCACAAAAUCAUCAAAUUUUACAAGUGAGCAUUCGUAAUUUGUUGUUCUGGACACCAAGACAAAUCAUAAUUGAUCUUUCCAGUCAAGCCCUACUACUACGUCACCAGGUAUCUAUCACAAAUAAAAUUAAAACAAAACAAAAACAAAAAGAGCCUUUACCUAUUUACUUCAAAUAACAUUCUCUAUCCCAAAAUUCCCACAGAGCCAAAAAAAAUUGGUAUAGCUAUCAGUUCGUUCAAAUCAAAAUGACCUAUGUCACAACUGAAGAUGUCUUCAACAAAGUGGUCAAUCGUAAUGGUCCAAUACAGACAUAGUCUUUUUUCAUGUAUAGAAAAAUGAAAUACUGAGAAGAGCAGUGUAUAAAUAAAAAUACUAAAAUCUGCAAGUGGCUGAUGAUAGUAUCUCUUAAAUUCCUUCUCCCCUCCUCCACUACUCUAAUCAAUCAAUAAGAAAAAAUACAGUAAAAUGUUACCAAAAUCUUUGC
Pongo pygmaeus (Bornean orangutan) is the source of this 3994-nucleotide messenger RNA. It is a transcript of the gene CCDC83, whose product is annotated as coiled-coil domain containing 83. The transcript is spliced from 11 exons. The coding region runs from base 1101 to 2468 and encodes 455 amino acids. Lineage: Eukaryota; Metazoa; Chordata; Mammalia; Primates; Hominidae. The record is from RefSeq and is a predicted model, not a curated record.